ACCUCAGCUGCUUUUAUGCAGGAGAGGCUGCAGGUGCUGCAGAGCACAAGAAAGAUAAGCCUUUUGUCAUAAAGCAACAUUAGCAUCCAGCUCAACUGAACUUUAAGAUGGGCUCCUCAUUUUACAACCAAGACUGUAAGGUCAUAUUCCUCUUGUAUUAUCUCUAUGAAAGCUGUAGGCUGUAUCCCCAGUUUGCAUUGCAAUUUAAACGUUCCCACAGCUGGGGAGCAACAGUCACAGAAAAUUAUAAUUGCCUUAAAGUUCAUUCUUUCUCAGUUUUUCUUGAAAAAACCCACUAGAAAACUCAUCAGGUGAGUGGGAGUUGUGAAGCCCUCGUGGUUGCGAUUAGUCAAAGGCAUUUUUGAGGGAAAAUACUAAUUAUUUUUGUUUCUAUAGCUGGGGGGAGGUACUAUGUAUCCAAACUUAACAGGCGUUACCUCUUCCAGAAAGUGAUGUGGGUUGUGCAUGGAUAAAACAUGCAUGUGCCUAACAGUGUGUAGCUGCUUCCAUUUUUUAGAAGAUAAAACAAUAAUAUCCUGAACUUUGUAAAAAGGUCUCCAGCAGGUGUAUCACGGUAAGAAAAAACAAAAGGCUAAGUACCAGCAGUGGUUAUGUGUAGUUACUGAUCUGUGAGGCUGGGAAAUACCUGUUUAUUAUCAGGUCAAAUUUCAGCCUCUAGGAUGCUGAUUUCCAGUGGUUCCUACAUAAAAUGCUACUGCUUAUAACAAUGCUUAGGCCAUUAGAAAAGGUGGUAAAUAAAUAGUAUCUGAGGGGCAUUGUCAGGAUUGUGGUCUUGCAUUAUGAAUUAUAUAAAUAGAGACUAGACCCUACGAAAGCUAUAAAUUCCACGUAGAUAGAAAACUGCUAUGAAAGCGAUUGGUUUUUUUUAAAAGAAUUGGUUAAAGAUGCCUCAUCUGAGCCUGGAAGCGCUGUCACUGCAGCUGCAGCUCUGCAGCUCAAGAGUUCAUCAGCUUUGUAGACGAGGCAGUGAAUGUGCAUCCCAGUGAGCUGGUUUUGGAAAAUGGGAAGGUGUAAUUAAAAGUCUCUUUUUCCAUGCCUAGGUGACUUCGGUUGAUGAUGUCUGUUUUAUCACUGUAAUACCAACUUUUUACUGGUUUUACUGCCUUAAUGUUCUACCUGUACUUGUGUGUGUUUCAAAAAUGUUGUAGCAUGUCAUACACCCAGCUUCUUGGUGAGCAGCAUGACUUGGGGGUGUCAGGGAUUAACCCUGGUUCUUAGAGCACGGGGUUGCUUUGCUGGAAAAAUGCCCAGGGAAGUAUUCAAGGCUUCAGAAGUUUCCUCAGCCUGUGCUAGGCUGAACCAGAAACUUACUAAUUUUAUUGUUUUGCAAAAUGGGGCAGUCCUAAGGUUGCACAUAUACUGAUCACUAGUUUGGAUAAGGUAGAAGAGGGACUGCAGAUGACAGCAAAGUUACUUAUUGUUUUAGAAAUUAAAUUAUCCAGCUACUGCCAAGGAAAAAAAGACAUUAAAAUGUAACAGUGCCAUUUCUAAGCCUGUAUAUAACUGUUUUCUCCCUUAAUUCCUGCAAGGUAAUUCAAUUUCUUCAGAAUAAUUCAUCAGCUUACUCUGAACAACCCUACAGGCAUUCAGCAAAACCUACAUUUUGUGCUUAGUGAAGAAGCAUUUUCUUGCUAGGGUGAAAGUGACUCAUCUUUGGAUGAUUAACUAACUGGUUCUAUGGGACCUGAAUUUGUCUAUCUUCUGCACCCAGAGAACAACUGAAAUUCACAUAGGGGCCCAGUGCUAAGAACCUAAAAUUCACUUAGAGGCUAAUGCCUAAAACCUAGAAAUCUCAUGAUUUCUUACCUUGUCACUGCUCCACAGAAGCUUCAAAAGGGUAAAGGAGCCCUCAGAGGCUCAGAAGCUUGAAAAAGUUAACCAAACCAGACUGCUGCCAGCUUUUGAGGAAUAAAGAGCCCCAUGCUUGUUGUGCUGUUCUUCUGACUUGCUCCAUCUGUUCAGACUUGAGCUGUUAUAAUUUCAUGAGGAUUGAAAUGUCUGUCUGCAUGAAGAACAUGGAGCAUUAUGGAGCCUCCUUGAAGUCUGCAGCUUGUGUCAUCAGAGUUAAGAUGUUCCUGAGUUUGAUUCCAAAGUCAGAAAAUGCUCUGUAGGCUUCUUGAGUUUGAUAGUUUCCUCUAAAAAUUGGUAUCAGUCACGUGAUGGCAAGCAAUGAAGAUGACUGUAAUUCCUCUAGGAGUUUUAAGUUUUUUAAUUGACCACAAUAUUUGAAAUUACUCUCACUUUUGAGGGCUUCUGCACUGUUUUGGUUACUGUUCAGUUGCUCUUUAGAGAGGGGGAAUCUGAAUCUGCAGAGUGUUGCCUGCCAGAAAUGCUUCAGAUGAAAAACUGAUGAAAUCAUCAGUGUUGUGAUGAUACCUUGUUGUACCAUGACACUGAGAACAAUGUAUUUUGCAUUUCUCUCUGUGCUGGUUUCACACAGCACCUAAAUUCAAGGGGUUGUGGUUUCUGGGCUUGUGGCAUAUUCUAUUGCUAAACUUAAUAGCUUUUUCAGUCCACUUUCAAGUACUGCGUGGAAAGAAGAUGCAUUUGAGGAGCUUUUAUACCUAAGGUCAAUGUUUGUUCAGAGUGUUUCCUAAUGAGCAUCAUGCUAUUCCUAGAAGGCACAAGGUGUCCAGUAACAGAACUACAUUGCUUAAUGAAUUACUAAACAGCACCAAGAAUUAUACUUCUAAUCUUAAGCAGGCAGGGGUUUUAUUGCAGUACGCUACUCUCUCCAUGUGGGUGGGAAUGACUCGGGUGCUUACUUGGCAGUGGAGGUUAAGUCCAGCCUCUCACCUUUGGAGCCGCCACCAGCAGCUCCCCUGUGACAAGGGCUGCAGGUGCUGAUAAUUGCAAUGAAAAGACAUCUUGUUCCCGGUAGCAGAUUUUAUUUAGCCACUGCUUUUCUUUAUUAGCUGUACUUUCAUCAUGCGGUUCCACCGAAGAGAAGUGAUUGUGCUGGGUAGUUUACCGUCUGACUAAGGUUCAAGAAGUAUUUAGUUCAGAAAAGAUAGAUUGCGAAGAUUUAUGGAAGAUUACAUUAGCAUUUCUUUGUUUUCAUAAGCAGAGCUUGCUGCAGAGACUACAUGAUUUGACAGGCUCGCAAGUAACCUUUGUAGUGAACUGUAUUGACUAAUUAUUUUCCCAAGCUACAGCAGUAUUUGAGACUUAAACCUUGGAACAAGAUGGAAAGAGUAAAGUGGGCUUAUAGGGAUGCUGAUGCUGUAGCAGUGAGAAACAACAAUUUAAUCUGUACCUCAUGCUAUCAGUUGUAGAUCAGAGUGAGGUGACUAUAAUUAGUAUGGAAGAGAAAGGGCUAUUUUCACUGUCAGCAAAUGCUCAGGCCAAGUAGGACAUCCUGACCUGCAAAGGGGUUGGUAAGAGAAAACUUACAAAACAGUUUUGGGGAGGCCUGAUUUCUAGGCUUUUUCUGCCACGUCAGGGUUUUCCUGUGCUGGAAAUCUUGCCUGUAGGAUUAGUGUGGGAUCGACUGAAGCCCAGUUAAACAACCCCAUCUAAAAUAAAUGCUGUGACGAUUUGCUGCAGUAGAAUUACUGUAGGACAUCCUGUACUUGCUCAGGCAGAAAUCAAAAGAUAUUGCUGGUAUUAUUCAUUGCUAAAGCCAAAGCAGCUGAUGGUUAUUUUUUCUGCUGGACCAUUGCAAAAUAAAUAGUGUUAAGCCUUUCCAGAAAGGGCUGCCUCGGUGGAAGCUCCAAGGAAGCACACCCUUAUAUAUUCCUUUUAUAGCUUAGUUGGGUUUGGGUUGUGGUUUUUUUCAAGUUGGCUUUACAUAUUUAUUUUCCCAAUGAUCACAUUGCUGAAUACGUAAAGUUAUCAUUCUUAAAGGUUAUGCAGAUCACUCCUGCAAACUUGCGUUAGCAGCCAUUCCCAUAUUACCCUGGUUACAUCCUUCUUAUAAUUUAAACUUGCAUUUCAUUACUAAACAAAUCUCAUCCCACUGUAACUUCCAGUUUAGGAAAAAGUCCCAAGCAAACAAGUUUUAUUUUCCUUUUCCAGGAUCAAAUGAGGUCACUAUGGUCUUUUCAGGAAGAGAGCUAAUGUUUGCAAAGCAAUAAUGCAAUUCAAUUGCGGCAGCCCACAGCUCACCUUGGCUGCACUGACUGGCCUCUGGGAGUUCAACUUGUCCCUCUUCAGCCUGAGUGUCAAGGAGGAGCUGCCCUCAGUGCCACCGGUGCCAAACUACAAGCUCUCUAUGUCAAUCCCAGAAUGGCUCCAGGCAAUACAGACCUACAUGAAGAUGCUGCAAUACAAUCACACAGGAACACAAUUCUUCGAGAUUAGAAAAAGCAGACCUCUAAGUGGGUUAAUGGAGACAGCAAAAGAAAUGACCAGGGAGUCCUUACCUAUCAAAUGCCUUGAAGCAGUUAUCCUGGGGAUAUACUUAACGAAUGGACAGCCCUCUGUGGAACGAUUCCCCAUCAGUUUUAAAACCCACUUCUCAGGGAACUAUUUUCAUCAUGUGGUGCUCGGGAUUUACUGCAACGGCCGGUACGGCUCACUGGGCAUGAGCAGACGAUCAGAUCUGAUGGACAAGCCUCUAACUUACCGAACUCUAAGUGACCUCAUCUUUGAAUUUGAAGACUCCUAUAAAAAGUACUUGCAUUCAGUCAAAAAAGUAAAAAUUGGAUUAUACGUCCCGCACGAGCCGCACAGCUUUCAGCCCAUUGAGUGGAAACAGCUGGUCCUCAAUGUAUCCAAAAUGACACGCACAGAAGUCAGGAAGGAGCUGGAAAAGUUUGCCAGGGAUAUGAGAAUGAAGAUUCUGAAACCCUCAAGUGCCCAUUCUCCAAUGAAAGAGAGAUCUCGGGGUAAGUCGUUGUCCCCUCGCCGAAGGCAAGCCAGCCCACAGAGACGGGCAUGCAGAAGAGACAAAUCACCUGCAGUGGUGGACAAGAAAGGAGACCUGGCUACGCUCAACGAGGUAGGCUACCAGCUCCGCAUCUAACAAAGCCAUAUGCUGGACAGAAGGCUUCCCUGGUGCUUCCCACUGCACUUUACCGGCACUCCAUUGGAAGGAAAAAGGAAUGGGACUACUUAAUAACUUGUGAACUCCUACAAUAAAAGAUUUACCUAGAAAAAAGAAGGGGGGAUUUUUUUUUUUCUGGUGGCAGUAUUUAUUUUCUUUAAAUUCAUAGAAAAGGCAUCAGUAACACAAACCUGAAAAUAUGUUUAUCAGGGUAUAAGACUUCUUUCCCUCCAUGAAGCAGAUGACUCCAGUAGUAUGACAGUUUCUUCAAAUAUAAUUUCCCGAUACAAGUAUUAAUUGAAUUUAGGCAUUGUGCUGGGUAGUGACAUUUGGAUAACUGAGAAAUCGUAUUCUUCAUGUUAAGAUGUGCUGAAGCACAGGGCAGUUAAAAAAAAUUCAUAUUCAGUAUUAAUUCAGCAAUAAAAAGCAGUGCAGAAGUGGUAUGAGUUUUUAAAGUAUCAAAUAUUACCUCACUAAACUUAACAGAUAUGCAAAACUUUCAGUGUUAUUGUUUUGUAACUGAUUUCUAAUGUUUCCCAGCAUUUCUGGUAGUAUUAAACCAGCACUGGAUGUUUUACUGCCACCUGUAUUAUUGUUUUGUGCAUGAUGCUGAAAGAUGUUAAGUAAUUGUAAUACGCAAGUGUAUUCUUAAACACUGACAUCUUAUUAGGCAAAAUAUGAGAUUUGGGUUUUUUAAAUGAGAAUAACUGAUGAAUAAUGAAUUUUUAAACUUUCAGGAUUUUUUUAUACUUUGUCAAAAGCUUUUUAGUCUUUCUGGACUACACUGCUGAAGCACAAAAUGUAGAGAUUGCUGUUUUGUAGAGACAAGUGUUCACCGACUGCUCAGUUUGUUUCUUAGAUAUGCUCUGUGAAUAAGGGAAAAAAAAAAGUCAGAAUUGCUAACCUGAGUCUAUAUGCUUUUCUUUCACCAUUUCUGUGUAACUUUGAACCUUGUCUUUGAGGGGCUAAUCUCCCAUGGUGAUGCCUUGACAUCUUAUAUUAAGAUCAGGCAUGGCAGGCUGAAGUUAGCCUUCUGCCAUGCUGCUGUAGGGAGUUUUUCCUAUAUGCGUUGUAGCAAUGACAGCUUAGUCAGACCUUAAUAAGGAAACUUGUGUUGGAACAACUUCAGCAAUAAAUAAAACUGUGUGUCUGAAAUAGCUGAAAAUCAAGCUUGUCCGCUUCCUCCCUACUCAGUCCUUUUGUUCUAAGACUUAGCUAAGGACCUGUUAUGAACUGCAGCGUUCUCAAGUGGCGCGGUAAGACUUUCAUUGGGGUCCACCAUUUGCAUUUGUGAAGUUCUCUAGAAGCAUUCGAGUGCUUACAUUGCUGAAAAUACUUCAUUAGGUGCCUAAUAACUGGAUUAUUGUGCAAGUCCAGCCUGUACCCUUAGUGCUGUGCUUAUUGAUGAUACUGCCGUGGGCCUUGUGUGUACCUCCCCUCCUGAGCAAUUACUUUUUGAGGAUCCCCCUGAAGACAGGACAUUGUAACACAGCAACAAUGAUGCUUUCUCAAAUGGAAUGAUUUAAGCUCCUGGUACAACACUUAAAUCAGCCAGCAAUUGAAUGGAUACAGAAGGAGAUGAUUGCUUGUACACAGACUUCUGCUCGAAAAAGUCAAUGACUCUGUCACCCACCUAGGACAGGAAGACAGCACUGAGACCCAACAGCCUUCUACAAACAGUGAAAGGCAUUCUACUAAUUAGAUUUCAGAAGGUCUAGAAAGAAGACUUUUGAAAUGUAUUACACUUUUUUUAUACAAGAUUACCAUAUCAGUUACAGGGAAGACUUUCCUAUCCCUCUUUCUGUAAACUUUUCCACUCCUGUGUCCACAAUAGGAAUUGUUUUGGUUCAGGAGUGAAACUGGAGAGAGGAAAAUACUCUUUUGAUACAAAUUCUUGUGUAAUUUGACAUCAGCUGCAGAGUUUGUUUUAAACUUUGUGCUGCUCAGUGUCUUGUGACCUACACCAUUUUUCAUGUAUUCCUCAAAUUUCUCAUGGAUAAAAUGUGAAACACUUACUUUGAUCAGCUGUAUCCUAUAGCACAAGGUUACCUGACACGUUGUGAGGCUUUUUCUAUGAAGUCAUGGUUUACUUCAGCUCAAGUAAUGGUGAGUGGUAUAUAGUUUUUACCACUGUCCAGCACAAUUUAUCUUCUCUUAACCUCCAAGUUACCCUGAAACUUGUUAAUAUGGUAAAGGUGUGGGACAAAUUGCUUUUGGUUCUUGUUUUGAAGUUCAACUGAAAUAUUCUCUUGAAACUUUCUUAUGAUGGCAUUUGUCUUAACUGUGGUUCUAGUGACUGUUCUAACUUACUGCAAAGUGGUCAAAUAGUGUAGAAAACAUGCAUGACUUUUUUUAAUCACUUGUAUGUUUAUGCACAGCAUGAAAUUUCAAUAAAAUAUCAUGGUACUUUUUUUUUUUAAAUGACUUAAGGUGUGUUUUUUGUCCUGCCCAGGUUUCUAUUCCAAGUUGUUUUUAGAAUCAAGACGGGAACAAAUUAAAGCAUUUCUUUUAAGAUAGUUGAGUACCUACCUCAUUUAUUAUUCUACGAAGAAAAACACUGAAUAUAUAGCCCUACAGCUACCCAUUAAGGGGUUAUACAAGGAAAGACUGAAACAACUCUCUAAACCCUGAAAAUACAUUGUUAUGGAACAAUAAACACCCCUGAAGUAGCAGCACUGAUAAAUGCAUCAUGUUAAGUAGCUGUUGCUUUUUUCUUUCAGUAGUACCUUGGCCCUUUCCCCAUGUUAUUGCCAUCAAAAUAAGGGAAAAAACUUGUGAGUUUCCUCUUUUAUUAGAGGAAAGUAAAUUAUUAUUGUCCUUUAAUAAUAACAUACACUGUGAAGCAGAAGAAAUAUCUCUUACGGCCUUAAUGGUCUCACGUAGGUAGCAGGCAAGGGGCGAUACGGUUUUCAGAAGGCCAUCUUUACUGCCUUGAGGAAUUUGGCCAGCAACACACAAUAUAUGAACACAAGCCAAGUAUAGAAACCAUUCAUCAGCAAGUCCAAAGCAUUUGCUUGUAAAUUAGCAUAAAACUUAAUGUUCAAACCAGCAAUGUAAAUGACUAGGUGCUUGGCCUGGCCUAAGUAAGUGCUGCUCUGUGUAAAAGAGAAUGGAACUGGUAUGAAACCCCUGCUUUGGAGGAGAUGGGGUUUCAGACAAGCCCAAGAAGUAAUGCUCAAGUUAAGGCUUAUUCUCAAUAGCAGAACUUCUCUACCACAAAGUAACUGCAGUUGUAAUACUGUAGUCAGGAAAAGGAAACCUGGAUGAAAAUUCCAAAAAUUAGGAUGGAGAAGAACAAAUAUGACAAACACACCAGAAUGUGAUUUGAUGCAGGUUUUCUAGCACUACACUGAAAGAUAAUUCUCCCAAGUGUCAGUUUUACUUAUAUAUCCAUAUGUAGUUUGAUGAAGUUAGAAGACUUGUUUCCAGCCUCUCUGGCUCCCUGCAAGUUUCCUAUUCAGGCAACCUUUUAGUUUUGUUUUGUAAAUCACAUUUUGCACAGAAUGUUUAUCAGUGCACUAUAAGAUUAAAUAUAGUAUCUUGAUCAUUUAAUACCUCAGAAUCUGUCAUUUCAAUGAACAACUUGAUGUUUUUAUUAACUAGAUGGAAAACAACUUCUCCAGUUGUUCAAUAUAGAAAGCCUCAAGAUGUCAAGGACUGAUUUCUUUUUCCUACAGUAGAUCAAAUGUGUUCAGUUUUGGGCCCCUCCAUAUAAGAAAGACAUUGAGGUGCUGGAGCGUGUCCAGAGAAGAGCAACGAAGCUGGUGAAGGGGCUGGAGAACAAGUCUUAUGAGGAGCAGCUGAGAGAGCUGGGGUUGUUUAGCUGGGCGGGGAGACCUCAUCACUGUCUACAACUAUCUGAAAGGAGGGUGUAGAGAGGUGCAUGUUGGUCUCUUCUCCCAAGUGACAGGUGAUAGGACAAGAGAGAAAGGCCUCAAGCUGCAUCAGGAGAGGUUCACAUUGGACAUUAGGAGAAAUUUCUUCACAGAAAGGGUUAUCAAGCACUGGAAGAGGCUGCCCUGGGAGGUGGUUGAGUCACUAUCCCUGGAAGUGUUUAAAAGGUGGGUAGAUGAUGUGCUUGGAGAUACGAUUGAGUAGUGGACAGGUACAGAUGGAGUUGAUGAUCUCAAAGGUCUAAUGAUUCUAUCAUUAUCAAUUAGUUUCCUGUAAGUUUUCAUGCUCAUUAAACUUAGUUUUACUUCAGAUACUUUUAAAAAUAUUCAAGUGAAUGCUACCUGUAUUUAAGCUUUUAUAAGUUAAAGAAGUAACUUUUUAGAACAUAGCUUUGCAGUAAGUAAAAUAUUUAUCUUCUUCCUUUGGAAGUCCGGAAGUC
This is a messenger RNA of Cuculus canorus (common cuckoo), 9341 nucleotides long. It is a transcript of the gene VASH2, whose product is annotated as vasohibin 2. The transcript is spliced from 8 exons. Gene Ontology annotation, cellular component: cytoplasm. Gene Ontology annotation, biological process: regulation of angiogenesis. Bases 4097 to 4987 code for a protein of 296 amino acids. Lineage: Eukaryota; Metazoa; Chordata; Aves; Cuculiformes; Cuculidae. The record is from RefSeq and is a predicted model, not a curated record.